This is a messenger RNA of Eruca vesicaria subsp. sativa (arugula), 2477 nucleotides long. The record is from the annotation of a GenBank genome assembly. Lineage: Eukaryota; Viridiplantae; Streptophyta; Magnoliopsida; Brassicales; Brassicaceae.
UGAGUCUUGAUUAUUUUCUCCCUUCAUUUGCACAUUACUAGAAGAUUAAAGAAGUAGACCAAGCAAAAAAAAAAAAAAAAUCAGUAUGAAGACAGAGACUUACGACCUCGUAUGCUUGACACUAGUGAUCUCUCUGUUCAUCCAUGGCGUCUCAUCAGCAAGAAAACCUCAAGAUCCAUGUAACAGACUAUGCGGAGGACUAUCAAUCCCAUUCCCGUUCGGUAUCGGUGGGAAAGACUGCUACCUAAACCCGUGGUACGAGGUUGUCUGCAACAGCAACUCUGUUCCGUUCCUCUCAAAGAUCAACAGAGAGUUAGUAAAAAUCUCUCUUCCAAACGAUAGAGAUUACUAUUCUUAUGGAGUUGUUCACAUCAAAGGUCCCAUAACUUCUUCUGGCUGCUCUAACGGAACAUCUCAACCGCUUACACCGCCGCCUUUAAACGUCGCCGGUCAAGGAAGCCCUUAUUUCUUCACGGACAAGAACCAUCUCGUGGCGGUUGGUUGCAACGCCAAAGCGGUUAUGACAGAUAUCAAAUCUCAGAUCAUCGGUUGUAAAUCGAGCUGUAACGAGAGAAAUAGUAGCCAAGAAGUGAGAAACAAGAUUUGCAAUGGUGACAAAUGUUGUCAGACGAGGAUACCAGAAGGGACGCCACAAGUGAUUGGAGUUACUUUAGAGAUCUCUCAAGGUAAUAAUACAAGAGAAGAAGGAUGCAAAGUUGCUUUUCUGACGAGCGAGAAGUAUUCUAGUUUAAACGUUACAGAGCCUAAACAGUUUCAUGGUGAUGGCUACGCGGUGGUAGAGCUAGGAUGGUACUUUGAUACUUCGGAUCCUCGUGUUCCAAGACCUGUAGGCUGUAAAAACGUGUCAGAUGUAUCACAAGAUGGUGGCUACUCGAGAGAGACGAGUUGCCUUUGCUCGUAUGGCUACUUUUCUGGAUUAAGCUAUAGAAAUUGCUAUUGUAACUCAAUGGGUUACACAGGGAAUCCUUUCCUUCCUGGUGGUUGUGUUGACAUUGAUGAAUGUAAACUAGAAGAAGGACGCAAAAAGUGUAAAGAGUCCCAAAGUUGUGUGAAUAGGCCUGGUUGGUUUGAAUGUGAGCCCAAGAAACCAGAACAACUCAAGCCAGUGAUUCAAGGUGUUCUCAUAGGUUCGGCGCUACUGAUUUUCGCCUUUGGAGUUUUCGGUUUGUACAAGCUGGUUAAGAAGCGAAGGAGGAUCAUACGAAUGAAAAAGUUCUUCAGACGUAACGGAGGUAUGUUGCUGAAACAACAGUUAGCUAGAAACGAAGGCAAUGUAGAGAUGUCAAGGAUAUUUAGCUCCAAUGAGUUGGAGAAAGCUACUGAUAACUUCAACAAGAAUCGGAUUCUUGGGCAAGGAGGUCAGGGGACUGUGUAUAAAGGUAUGCUCGUUGACGGUACAAUCGUCGCUGUGAAGAGAUCCAAAGCAAUGGAUGAAGACAAGGUAGAAGAGUUCAUCAAUGAAGUCGUUGUUCUCGCACAAAUCAACCACAGAAACAUUGUGAAACUCUUGGGAUGUUGUCUAGAGACAGAAGUUCCUGUCUUGGUUUAUGAGUUUGUACCAAAUGGAGACUUAUGCAAGCGUCUUGACGAUGAAUCUGAUUAUUUGAAGAUGACUUGGGAAGUGCGUCUUCACAUAGCUAUAGAUAUUGCAGGAGCUUUGUCAUAUCUGCACUCUGCUGCAUCUUUCCCUAUAUAUCACAGAGAUAUCAAGACUACUAAUAUACUAUUAGAUGAGAAAUAUAGAGUUAAGGUGUCGGAUUUUGGAACUUCGAGAUCAGUAACCAUAGAUCAAACUCACUUGACGACUCAGGUUGCUGGUACUUUUGGAUAUGUGGAUCCAGAGUAUUUUCAAUCAAGCAAGUUUACAGAGAAAAGUGAUGUUUAUAGUUUUGGAAUUGUUCUUGUGGAGCUUUUGACUGGAGAGAAGCCGUCCUCUCGUGUCUUGUCUGAUGACAACAGAGGGUUUGCAGCUCACUUUGUUAAGGCUGUGAAAGAGAACACGUUUGUUAACAUAGUUGAUGUUCGGAUGAAAGAUGAAAGUAAUCUGGAACAAGUGAUGGCAGUGGCGAAACUAGCUAGAAGAUGUUUAAAUAGACAAGGGAAGAAGAGGCCAAACAUGAGAGAGGCUUGGAUUGAGCUGGAGAGGAUUCGUUCAUCAUCUCAUGAUUCAGAGGUUAAUAUAGAGGAAGAGGAUGAUGAUGAAGAGGAUGAAGCUAUGCAGUUUAACGUUGAUGAGAGUUGGGAAGUUGAGGUGACUGCUCCAGCCUCCAUGUUUAAUAAUGCAUCUCCAACGUCUGAUGUUGAGCCUCUGGUUCCUUUACGAACGUGGUGAUGAUCCGCUUAAAACACUGCAAAAUGUAUAUUUACUCUCAUGAUGGAAAAAAAUAAAUGUUUGAUUUAGAUUACGAAUCUCUUGUUUUCAUCAUGUAAACAAAUAUUUUCAUAUUGUAUUAAGG